CGGAGGAGGCGGAGGAGGCGGCGGCGGCGAUGGAGGUGAAGCGGCUGAAAGUGACCGAGCUGCGGUCGGAGCUGCAGCGACGGGGCCUGGACUCACGCGGCCUCAAGGUGGAUCUGGCGCAGCGGCUGCAGGAGGCGCUGGACGCCGAGAUGCUGGAGGACGAGGCCGGCGGUGGCGGGCCCGGGCCCGGUGGGGCCUGCAAGGCGGAGCCUCGGCCUGUGGCCGCGUCGGGCGGCGGCCCGGGCGGGGACGAGGAGGAGGACGAAGAGGAGGAAGAAGAGGACGAGGAGGCGCUGCUUGAGGACGAGGACGAAGAGCCACCCCCUGCCCAGGCCCCGGGCCCGGCCGCGCAGCCGUCGCCGGAGCCCCCGGAGGCGGCAGCCGUGGAGGCCGCGGCCGAGCCUGAUGCCUCCGAGAAGCCGGCGGAGGAGGCCACGGCUGGGUCAGGUGGGGUGAAUGGUGGCGAAGAGCAGGGCACCGGCAAGGGAGAGGAAGAGGAGCCGGAGGAGCGGAGCGGCGACGAGACGCCGGGAUCCGAGGCGCCGGGUGACAAGGCCGCGGAGGAACAGGGAGAUGACCAAGAUAGUGAAAAAUCAAAACCAGCAGGCUCAGAUGGUGAGCGGCGGGGGGUAAAGAGACAGCGGGAUGAGAAGGAUGAACAUGGCCGAGCUUACUAUGAAUUCCGAGAGGAGGCUUACCACAGCCGCUCAAAGUCUCCACCCCCCCCUGAAGAGGAGACAAAAGAGGAGGAGGAGGAUCAAACUCUUGUGAACCUGGACACGUAUACCUCGGAUCUCCAUUUUCAAGUGAGCAAAGACCGCUGUGGAGGGCAGCCACUUUUCUCAGAGAAGUUCCCCACGCUUUGGUCUGGGGCACGGAGUACUUAUGGAGUGACAAAGGGGAAAGUCUGUUUUGAGGCCAAGGUAACCCAGAACCUCCCAAUGAAAGAAGGCUGCACAGAGGUGUCCGUCCUUCGAGUUGGAUGGUCUGUUGAUUUUUCCCAACCACAGCUUGGUGAGGAUGAAUUCUCCUAUGGUUUCGAUGGGCGAGGACUCAAGGCUGAGAACGGGCAGUUUGAGGAAUUUGGCCAAGCUUUUGGGGAGAAUGAUGUCAUUGGCUGCUUUGCUAAUUUUGGGACUGAACAAGUAGAACUUUCCUUUUCCAAGAAUGGAGAAGACCUAGGUGUGGCAUUCUGGAUCAACAAGGAAUCCCUGGCAGACCGGGCUCUCCUACCCCAUGUCCUCUGCAAAAAUUGUGUUGUAGAAUUAAACUUCGGUCAGAAGGAGGAACCCUUCUUCCCACCACCAGAAGAGUUUGUGUUCAUCCAUGCUGUGCCUGUUGAGGAGCGUGUACGCACUGCAGUUCCUCCCAAGACUAUAGAAGAGUGUGAGGUGAUUCUGAUGGUGGGACUGCCUGGGUCUGGAAAGACGCAAUGGGCACUGAAAUACACAAAAGAAAACCCUGAGAAAAGAUACAAUGUCCUGGGAGCUGAGACUGUGCUCAAUCAAAUGAGGAUGAAGGGGCUCGAGGAGCCAGAGAUAGACCCCAAAAGCCGAGACCUUUUAGUUCAGCAAGCCUCCCAGUGCCUUAGUAAGCUGGUCCAGAUUGCUUCCCGGACAAAGAGGAACUUCAUUCUUGAUCAGUGUAACGUGUACAGCUCUGGCCAACGACGGAAGCUCCUGCUGUUCAAGACUUUCUCUCGGAAAGUGGUGGUGGUUGUCCCUAAUGAGGAAGAUUGGAAGAAGAGGCUGGAGUUGAGGAAGGAAGUGGAGGGAGAUGAUGUGCCUGAGUCUAUAAUGCUGGAGAUGAAAGCCAACUUCUCUCUGCCUGAAAAAUGCGACUAUAUGGAUGAGGUGACAUACGGGGAGCUGGAGAAGGAGGAAGCUCAGCCCAUUGUCACAAAGUACAAGGAGGAGGCAAGGAAGCUGCUGCCCCCCUCUGAGAAGCGGACAAACCGCCGAAACAACCGGAACAAGCGCAACCGGCAGAACCGAAGCCGAGGACAAGGCUAUGUGGGCGGGCAGCGCCGAGGCUACGACAACCGGGCCUACGGGCAGCAGUACUGGGGGCAGUCUGGAAACAGAGGGGGGUACCGUAAUUUCUACGAUCGAUACAGAGGAGAUUAUGACAGAUUCUACGGGAGAGAUUAUGAGUACAACAGAUACAGAGACUAUUACAGACAGUACAAUCGGGAUUGGCAGAAUUACUACUACCACCACCCCCAGGACAGAGACCGAUACUACAGGAACUACUACGGUUACCAAGGGUAUCGGUGAAGCCCCGGCCAUUGCUGCCUGCCAGCCAUGAAGCCGAAUCUCUGGGGGUGCAAGGCACCCUCCCCCCAAACACAACCAAGGAAAACAGGGGCUGUCGGGGUGGGGCUGAGCUGCC
Molecule: messenger RNA, 2391 nt
Organism: Manis javanica (Malayan pangolin)
Lineage: Eukaryota; Metazoa; Chordata; Mammalia; Pholidota; Manidae
Gene: HNRNPUL2
Product: heterogeneous nuclear ribonucleoprotein U like 2
Biological process (GO): alternative mRNA splicing, via spliceosome
Cellular component (GO): nucleus
Molecular function (GO): protein binding; RNA binding
Source: RefSeq, a predicted model, not a curated record